AUGUCAGAUGCUGUAGUUCGCGCAGGUGUUGUUGUUAUAUCUAUGUUAUUGCGUCAGGAGUUGGAAAAAAAGAAAACUAAAAAUAAAAAAAGAAUUUGGGUCAGAGAUUGGAUUGCUAGACGAGAAAAAUAUGGCGCAUCCAGUACAUUAAUAAAAGAAUUGAAAGACGAAGACACUGCAUCCUACCGAAAUCUUCUAAGAAUGGACGUGGUCCAGUUCGAUAAUUUGUUACAAAUGGUUUAUGAAUUAAUUAAAAAAGAAGACACUCAAAUGAGAAUGGCUAUUCCGCCAAAAACCAAACUAGAAGUAACAUUGCGUUAUUUAGCUACUGGUGAUUCAUUUAAGUCCCUAGAAUAUCUUUUUCGUGUUCCUGAAUGUACAAUCUCAUUGUUUGUACCCGAAGUGCUUACAGCGAUAUCCCAAGUCCUGGAACCAUUUAUUAAGGUAUAG
Macrosiphum euphorbiae (potato aphid) is the source of this 450-nucleotide messenger RNA. The record is from the annotation of a GenBank genome assembly. NCBI's taxonomy places the organism in Eukaryota, Metazoa, Arthropoda, Insecta, Hemiptera, Aphididae.